AUGAAUGAUUUUCAGCAAGAAAAAGAAAAAUUAACUGCGGCACUUAGCAACUUAAAAGUAUCUAAUGAUAUUGAAAAAGCUAACGCAGAUUUAAAAAAGCAUAUUGGCGCUCCCGGUAUGGGAAAAACAACUUUUGUCCAAAAUUUGGCUAAUGCUAUGGGUCGAGAUUGCCAGUCAAUACCUUUGGCUGGCUUCAAGGAAUCCGGAGAAUAUUCUAUUUUAGGUGAUGAAAAAAAACCUAGUCUAGUCGCUUGGGCGAUUAAAAAACAGAGUUCCAAAAAUCCUGUCAUUUUGUUGGAUGAGUUAGAAAAAGUUGAGGAUAAAGAAAUUCAAAAACAUUUAAUUCAACUUUUUAAGGAUUAUAAGAAAGGAAAAAAAUUUACGGAUAAAUACUACCAAACCGAGAUAGAUUUAAGCCACAUUACUUUUUUUGCCACGGUAAAUUAUAUUGAUGAUUUAGACAUGGAACUAAAAAAGGAAAUUGACAUAACUGAGUUACCAGAUUUCACCGACCAAGAAAAAGAAGAUAUUUUAAAAAUGAAAGCGAAAGAGAUUAAUGAUAAAUACUCAGGAAAAAAAGGUGGCAUUAUAAGCGAGGAAAUUAUCAAAGAAAUACUUCAAAGAAUUAAAGAAGUAGGAAUAAGGCAAGCCGAACGAGCCUUAUAUAAGGUUGAACAAGAAUAUAUUUAUACCAAAAGUAAGGGCGAAAAGUUUACCGCUACCGAAAAUCCCCAGGAAUGA
Molecule: messenger RNA, 741 nt
Organism: Entrophospora sp. SA101
Lineage: Eukaryota; Fungi; Glomeromycota; Glomeromycetes; Entrophosporales; Entrophosporaceae
Source: the annotation of a GenBank genome assembly